CUGCUCUUCUAUAGCCUGCCAAAGUCCAGCUUACGGUCAGCUUCUAAGCAUAAACACAUAGCGGACAGAAAAUACAUGGUGGCAUAUACUUAAAAAAAGAAAAGAAAAGAAAAUGGAACGAUUAAUCUGGUUAUUCGCCCUGGUGCGUUUUUGGACAGUCAUGGCUACACAUCUGUCUCCUGUUCCAUGUGAUGAUAAAAGUGUGAUGAAACUCGCUCGACUUGCUGUAAAUUACAUCAACGAGGACAGACAAGAAGGGUACAAAUUUGCCCUCAACAGAAUUUUCAACGUUCACGUUCAUCCUCAGGGUCCAGCUGGAAAGGUUUACUAUCUAGACUUGGACGUGCUGGAGACCAAAUGUCACGUCCUCAGCCGAAAAUCGUGGAAGCGCUGUGAUAUAAGGCCCUUUAUGGAAACACAAAUCACUGGGAACUGCAACACUACCAUACUACACACACCAGAAGGCCUGUCCUACCUCUACAGCUACGACUGCACUCUUGUACCAGACCCCCCUGAAAAGUUACAGAAGACAUGUCCAGACUGCCCCCUGCUGUUGGACGUGGAUAGUGACAGAGCCAUGUCCAGUGUUAAGACCACUCUGCGCAGCUACAACGGUCAGAGCACUCUGCCUGUACAGCUCACAGUGGCAGCUAUAACCCGAGCCUCCCACCAGGUCUCUCCAGUUGCAGCCAGUUUUGUUGAGUACACUGUGCAGGAAUGCUCUGUGCCACCGGUGGAUGAAGCUUUAUGCGUCCCUGCAGAGGCAGGAAAAGGGCCCAUUGGUUUCUGUGGCGGGGCGGUUUUUGGCGCUGAAGCUACCCCAACCGAUGUUAAGGUGUCCUGUGAAAUAUUCCACCCUCAGCACUCUCGGAAUUCUGUUAGCAUUGAUGCAGUCACACGGCAGGUGGAAAAGCCGAGUCCUGCUCCAGUAGUGCCGGUCCGUCCUGCAGUUCUCGAUGCCCCUGUCCCCACAUUUCCAGGUGGACUGCUAGACCCUGUUCAGCAACUUCUUCCACACAGCCCUAAUUCUUAUCAAUCAUCCAGUGAAUCCAGCGAGUCUUCUUCAGAGGAAGAGAUUGCAGGUUCGGUUCGAAUCGCCAGGCCGCCGCUGAACUUCCGCUAUGUUCCACCUUCACGCCAGAGGAGAGAGGGAUCUGCAGCAACCAUCAAUCCCACUUUCCUGGCUGUGUUCCCCAGCAUACCAUCUCCUUUCCGUUCCUGCCCUGGAGCAUCUCGUUAUACCACUGCAUAAAAAUAAUCAGAGCGUUGUGGUCAUGACAGUUCAAACAAAACUCUAGGAGAAGUUAUAGACAGUUAUGGCUAGAUUUAGCAAACAGAGCUUGUCUUAGGACUCCAUUUAAAAAACCCACUGAAAUUAUGUUGAGUCCAUAAAAUAUAUACAUGUUAUUAUGAGAUCUGGUUGCAACACUCGUCUCUUUAAGAACAAAUAAAGAAUCUUUAUGCCAAAGUUAUAUUUUCAUGCUGUGCUGAUAUAAAUAUAUAAUACAGAAUUAUAUUGCCAUCAAGAUGUAACUGUACUCUACUGACUUAAAGAAUGAAUAUCUAAGGA
Molecule: messenger RNA, 1570 nt
Organism: Hemibagrus wyckioides
Lineage: Eukaryota; Metazoa; Chordata; Actinopteri; Siluriformes; Bagridae
Exons: 7
Coding region: 113-1252 (379 amino acids)
Biological process (GO): negative regulation of endopeptidase activity
Cellular component (GO): extracellular region
Molecular function (GO): cysteine-type endopeptidase inhibitor activity
Source: RefSeq, a predicted model, not a curated record